AUGGAUACGGAGUCAUAUUACACGGAGAGGAUGAAGGAGGAGGUAGCACUGCUCUUCUCCGACGACGAUAGCUACUGCUGCUCGCUGCUGCCGCCCUCUGCUUACGAUACUGCCUGGGUCGCCAUGAUCGGCUCCGGUGGCGGCGCCGCACGUCCCCUGUUUCCGCAAUGCGUCGAGUGGAUCCUCGCGAACCAAAGGAAAGAAGGCUUCUGGGGAGAUGGCGAGCGUGCACUCGAUUCCGUCGCCGCCACUAUCGUCUCUGUUCUUGCACUCCAUCAGUGGAACACUGGCCGUGCAAGCAUCGAGAGAGGUUUGCAGUAUCUCCGUGCAAAUAUAGAAAAGAUACUCGUGCAGUGCCACGGUGGCAUUCCUCGUUGGUUCACAAUUGUUUUUCCAGGAUUGCUGGAGCUGACGCAAUCCAAAGGCUUACGUGUGCUUCGCGGCCAUGACGUCAUGCAAUUAGUGAAUGACGUCUUCAAGAGAAGAAGAACAAUAUUAACAGCAUCAUCAGGUAGUGAUCAAUAUUACCCACCAUUGACAAUGUUCCUCGAAGCACUCCCACCAAGCAGCAGGCCAAAACAUGAACUGAUUCUUGCUCAACUGAUGGAAGAUGGAUCGCUCUUUAGAUCUCCAUCAGCAACUGCUGCUGCUUUCAUGAUCACAGGAGAUGCUAAUUGUCUCAAGUACCUGCAGGACAUGAUGCAGAGAUGUAGUGGCAUCGUGCCCCCUGUGUUUCCUGUGGAUCAAAAUCUCAUAAGGCUUUGUCUAGUUGACCAUUUGAGUAGACUAGGAUGUGGUCAGUUUUUUGAAGAGGAGAUCAAGGAUCUAUUGGACCAUAAUUACAGGAAUUGGAUAAAGCAGCAUCAGGAACAGAGCACUACGAACUGUGUUCUAUCUGAACAAAUAUAUAGUGAUACCUUAGCCUUUUAUCUUCUGAGGACAUAUGGAUAUCCUGUAACACCAAGGAAACUGUGUUGGUUUAUGGACAACAAGGGCAUUCUUGUGCAUAUAAGGGAAAACCACAGUGAGUUCUUGGGAGCCAUGUAUGGGAUCUACAGAGCAGCACAGUUGAUGUUCCCUGAGGAAGUUGACCUUCAUAAUACUAAACUGUUCUCCUUGGAAGUGUUGACAAAAUGUCUUCCUCGCAAGGAUUUUGAAGGAAACGACAAGGUCAUGACAGAUUUCCAAAAAGAGAUCGCACGCGAACUGGAACUCCCGUGGUUACUUAGAAUGGACCACCUUGAGCAUCGCUUGUAUAUAGAGAGAACUAAAGGGUACUGGUUGUGUAUUGGGAAGACCAACAUUUGCAGGCUUUCUCACCCAAAAUGUCUCAUGCAACUGGCCGUGGACAAUUUUACAAAACGUCAGUCAAUUUACAGAAAUGAACUCCAGAUGCUGAAGAGGUGGUCAGAAGAAUCCGGGCUUUCAAAAAUGGGGUUCGGCCGAGAAAAAACUACCUACUGUUACUUCUUAGCCACUGUUCCAACAUGCCUCCCUCUGCAUUGUGAACUAAGGAAAAUAGUGGCAAAAAAUGCAACCCUAGUCACAAUUGCUGAUGAUUUCUUCGAUGAAAAAGGAACGGAAAGUGAAUUAGAAACACUAACUGAAGCUGUCAACAGGUGGGAAGGAGACAACUUAUGUAGCCACUCCAAAGUAAUCUUUGACGCACUUCAUGAACUUGUAAAUGAAGUAGAAUUUAAUGCAUUCCGUGAACAUGACAAGACUGUGAAAGAUGCCCUUCAAGAAAUGUGGCGUGAUGCGUUUAACUCUUGGCUAAAGGAAUCCAAGUGGAGCAGAUGCAAACAUGUGCCUUCUACCGACGAGUACAUCGAUGUCGCGACGGUUUCAGUGGCUAUUCAAGUAAUGACUCUUCCUGCUUGCUACAUCACUCAUCCAAAAGUUCCAGUUGAUGGCAAAUUGGGUUCUCGUUACUGCAAAAUGACCGAGCUGUCAAUGCUGUGUGCUCGUCUGCUAAAUGACAUAGGAAGCUAUAUGAGAGAAUUAGAGGAUGGAAAGUUCAACAUGGUUCCACUGUACGUGAAAGAGAAUUUGGAGAGCAGCAUUGAGGACUCAGUUGGGCAUAUAAAGACAGUUCUUGAGAGGAAGGGGAAGGAGUUUCUCGAGCUGUUCUUGAACCAAGAAUAUGGAGGAGUUCCAAGAGUGUGGAAGGAGUUGCACGUGGCCACUCUCAAAGCUUUCUGGAUGCUUUAUGAUUCCAACAAUAAAUUUGACUCGCCAACCGCGCUGCUCCAAGCUAUCAGAAUGGCGUUUUAUGAACCGCUGGCGAUCGAUGCUUAGAACGAACUCAUUUCUAAGCUUGCUAAGAAGGUUUGUGAUUCACAUGUAUAAUAUUAGAUUGAGUUUCUGAGAGGGAAUUAAUAUAGA
Zingiber officinale is the source of this 2385-nucleotide messenger RNA. Its product is annotated as S-linalool synthase-like. Gene Ontology annotation, molecular function: terpene synthase activity; magnesium ion binding. The transcript has 12 exons. Bases 1 to 2298 code for a protein of 765 amino acids. The record is from RefSeq and is a predicted model, not a curated record. NCBI's taxonomy places the organism in Eukaryota, Viridiplantae, Streptophyta, Magnoliopsida, Zingiberales, Zingiberaceae. Gene Ontology annotation, biological process: diterpenoid biosynthetic process.